AUGAGCAGUCAACCAGACCUACGUAUCGGUGUGGACUUUGGUGCCACGUUCACAGGCGUUUCUUGGGCCACCCCGAAAGAGGAAGACAAGAGGACAAAGAUCGUCACCAGGUGGCCGGGACAGACAGAAGAGCAUUCUAAAGUCCCAACUGUCUUGUCUAAACAUGGCAGUGGAACGAACAUAAAAUGGGGAUUUCUCUGCAAAGAUAUUGCUGACGACCAGACGUGGAAGUUGUUUAAGUUGCUUCUAGAACCGGCGACCUAUCAGAAGGAAUCAAGCCGUGAGGUCCGUGGACCGUGGAUCCCGGAGACAAUUGACGAAGUCUACGGUGUUGUUGUUGCUUAUCUCGGCCAGAUCUACAUUCGCAUAAGCAACAUAAUCCCCGAACUUAUCAAGCAGAACCACCACUUCAGCGUAACCCUCAGGAACAAGACCUGGGACUCGAUGAAGGUCGAGUUCGUGUUCAGCACCCCAGCGCAAUGGGAAGCCCCCGUCAGCCAAUGCUUCAGACAUCUAAUAUUUAGAUCGGGAUUUGGCAAGAUCAAAAACCACAGCGCCGUCCUGGGGCUGACUGAAGCUGAGGCUAUCGUCUACCACACCUGCAACGCGCAGAAGACAACAGGUCACCAAGUUCAAAACGACAACAUCAUUCUGUCAAUUGACGCAGGAGAUGUGACAACUGACCUUGCAUUUGUGAAAAAGUUCAACGACUCCGUAACUUUGGAGGAGAUUAGUCCCGUCACUGGCAUUGGCGUCGGUUCUAUAAGAAUCGACGGGCGGUUCGCCGACCUCAUUGAAGAAAGAAUGGAAAGGUACCCCACUGUUUGUUCACAUCUUCCAGUGGACUUUCCUGUGAAAGCAUCGCAGAGCAAUGGCUUCCAGGACUGGAAGCACAUAUUUGGCCGAGAGCUUUGUGAAGACCUAGAUGUGUGCUCUACCACAGUGGCUGGGGGCAAUGGUUACACGCAUAAGAAGUUCAGGAUCCAUGAUGGCGAAUUGUUUUUCACAAGAGCGGAACUCAAAGGCUGUUUGGACGAAACAUUGGAGCGCAUUAAGAAGCAUAUCCAGUAUGCUCUGCAGCUAUGGAAAAACAGGAAAAACCAACUAGUGGAUUACAUUGUUCUCUCGGGUGGUCUGGGGGGCUCUGACUAUGUCUUUGAGGAAUUGGUGGCGUACAUCAACUCUCUGGCAGCUAAAAGAGACAGUCGCCUCGUCGGAGUACAAUUUUUGAGAACUGCAGGUGAUACUCGGACUGCCGUGGUUUCAGGCCUUCUCGGUUGGCGAAACGACAACGCGCAAGCACUCCGAGAAUACAUCGCACGAGCGAGUUACGGCAUCGUUGUCAGAAAUCCACCGCCAAGUCUGCUCAGUGCCAGUGACUUCAUAACUCAAGAUGGGAGAGUUAAGUGGAUAGUGAAGUAUGGAAGCUACAUCAAGUAUUUCCAGCCGAUAACCGUCAAACUCACCAAGUACUUCAACAAGAACGACCCAUGGACUUGGACAGAGGAGGUUAUGUGGCUGGAUAAAGAAGAGCGCAUUCUUCCUCCUAGAAAGAUCCAUGAGAAGCGUGGAGGAGAGGUGCUCUAUAGAGUUGAUCUUGGAGUCGUAGAAGGAUCUACUAAACUAGAGACCGUUACAAGCUUUAUGGACUCUAUGGUAUACCUCAAAUGCGACUUUGAACUCGCAUUGAUGAUUGGGCCAUCGGGUGACUGUGUCGUUACAGUGUCAAAGAAUACUCUCAAACUGACGGAAAGGGAACCUUGA
Fusarium pseudograminearum CS3096 is the source of this 1764-nucleotide messenger RNA. RefSeq lists its product as uncharacterized. The record is from RefSeq and is a predicted model, not a curated record. The transcript is spliced from 5 exons. NCBI's taxonomy places the organism in Eukaryota, Fungi, Ascomycota, Sordariomycetes, Hypocreales, Nectriaceae. The coding region runs from base 1 to 1764 and encodes 587 amino acids.